Messenger RNA from Botrytis cinerea B05.10, 6057 nucleotides. It is a transcript of the gene Bctaf2, whose product is annotated as Bctaf2. The record is from RefSeq and is a predicted model, not a curated record. The coding region runs from base 674 to 5431 and encodes 1585 amino acids. The transcript has 2 exons. Gene Ontology annotation, molecular function: transcription cis-regulatory region binding; RNA polymerase II general transcription initiation factor activity; chromatin binding. NCBI's taxonomy places the organism in Eukaryota, Fungi, Ascomycota, Leotiomycetes, Helotiales, Sclerotiniaceae. Gene Ontology annotation, biological process: transcription initiation at RNA polymerase II promoter. Gene Ontology annotation, cellular component: transcription factor TFIID complex.
CAACACCCUCAUACAUAAUACCAAGGCGAUGCGCAACAGCUGCGACAGCCGUUUUCACGUCCGUACGAUUUCGAUAUCACCGUAUUUUACCUCUAGGAAUUGCUUGCGCACAUCGUCGCAACUUUUCUUCGCCAAAAUUUCUUAUGCGCGUACAAGCUAGAGUUUGAUACCUUCGUCAUUGGUGGGACACGAUAGCUACACACUACCUAGAGUUUAAUAAUUAUCAUAACAUUCACUUUCUUUCUAACACCCCUCUUAGGGCUUGUAACUUUCUACCAAUUUUCCUACUGAAAUCUUACGGCCACGAUCUUCGCAGACCAACUUUUCUCUUUCAGAAGUACAGCCUCGACUACCUAAUCGACAAUCUUACAAGCCACAAUUUGCCAUUCUCACCAUCCCGCGAACGACGACGCCCUUUGCUUCUGUGCCGCAUCAUUGCGACUUGUUCAUAACACACCAAGGGUAUACCAAUAAGGCAUAGCGAGGAUAGUAUACGUGGAGGUAGUUUGGUUCGGCACGGCCUCAAGUCUUGCUGGCUCUCGCCUUCGGGAGACCAGCCAGCGCAAGUUCUAGUCGCAUAAAUCACACAUUAGUAGUGCGCUUUGUUCAAAUCAAACCAGAGAAAUUGAACCCACCAUAAGAUACGUGGCGACACCGAUAAGAUACUUUCGAAAUGCCUGCGUUAUUACUGAAUCACGACGGCCGUGAAGGUGCGCCAACCGUGAAGGAAGAUCCUGCGGAUUAUGGCUUCAUAGUAGUACAUCAAAAGGUCGAGCUUGAAAUUGAUUUUUCGACGAAGAGUUUGCGGGGUAAAACCCACAUUGAAAUUCUUCCACAGACAAAAGAACUUCAGACCAUACACAUACAUGCACGACAAUGCUCUAUACCACAGAGAGAGGUUUUGGUGAAUGGUCGGGUUGCGUCUUUCUCGUACGAAGAUCCUCACAAGAAAUUGGAAGUUCCCGAGUAUUAUUCAUGGGAUGCAGAAUCGCAUAAGAUGCAAAGCGAAAGAGUGAAGUUCAUGACUUCGGACAACAAGCUAGAAGGUACGAUAGAGAUCGAGCUACCGGAUAGUGUGAAAAUUGAAGAAAUCGAUCCGUUCUCGGAAAAAGCAGCAACACCGAUCACUCAACGUGGUGGUGGUGUCGCUGCAGCCCGCAACUCAUCAGUUGCGCUUGAGGGAGGUUCGGCCCCUCUCCCUGUUUAUGCCGUCAAGACGGCUGCAGAACAGGCAUCUAGAUUCAAGCCUUUGACUGUUACUAUUCCUUUCGUUACUACACAAAUUCGAGAUGGCCUACAAUUCGUAGGAGUUGAAGAGGGGGAUGUGAGAUUCCCUCAUGUUUAUACCAAACAUUCUAUAGAGCGAGGUGUGGCGUGCUGUAUCUUCCCCUGUGUUGAUGAUUCAGCGAUGAGAUGUUCGUGGGAUAUUUCCAUCAAGUGUUCAAGAACCCUUGGAGAUGCACUCAAGCGACGACCCAACAUCCAGAACCACAAAUCAGGGCACAUAAGUGCAGGUUCUCAGAAGACAGACAUUGAUGAAGUCUUCCUCAACGACGAAGAGAAGCUACUUGAGAUGGCAGUGAUCUGUUCUGGUGAACAAGUCGAUGAAGUGAUUGAUUUGGAUGAUAGUUCUAAGAAGAUUGUAUCAUUUCAAUGCACUUCUGAUAUAGCUGCAACACAUGUAGGUUUCUCUAUUGGUCCUUUUGAACAAGUCGAUUUGUCAGAAUAUAGAGAGGGAGAAGAUGAAGAACGACUUGGGCAAGGUCAGUCAACUGCAAUAUAUGGCUAUUGCCUCCCCAGAAGGUCAGAAGAAUUGAGGAAUACUUGUGCACCAUUGGCUCAUGCCAUUGAUCACUUUGUACUUAGUUUGGGCAGUUUCCCAUUUUCAGAGUCAAAAUUUGUCUUUGUUGAUGAUCAGGUAAAUGACACGGAACACACCGCAUCUCUAUCCAUUUGCAGUAAUCGACUUCUAUUCCCGGAAGAUAUCAUCGAUCCAGAGAUGGAUAUUGUCAGAAAACUGGUUCACGCCAUUGCUAGCCAAUACGUUGGCGUUGGUAUUGUGCCAGACCGUCGUUCUGAUAGAUGGCUCAUUGCCGGCAUUUCUCAUUUCAUGACAAACACUUUCAUGAAAAAUCUUUGUGGAAAUAACGAAUUCAUGUUCCGUCAAAAACUAAAUACAGAACGACUUGUCAAGUUGGACAUUGACCGACCGUCCCUGCAAGCCCUUGGUGAGAUUGUGGGUGUAUGUGAUGAUUUCCGAGAUUUCAUGGAAUUAAAAGCUCCUCUGGUUCUUUUCAUUUUGGACAAGCGUAUUGCGAAAGCUCAAGGAGGCACUGGUAUAUCAAGAGUCAUUUCCAAGAUGAUUGUGAACGCAAAUGCUAAUGGAGGCACCGAUUCUACAAUAUCGACAGAAGGAUUCCGCAAAAGUUGUGAGAAAAUCACCAAGUAUAGAGAUACCGACUCCUUUUUCGCUCAAUGGGUUCAUGGCUCAGGAUGUCCACACUUUACUAUCACCCAAAAGUUCAACAAGAAGAGAUUAUGUGUUGAAAUGACAAUUACACAAACUCAGGCACACCUGGAGACAGAACCUAAAUUGCACAAGGAUGGCUUUUACAGGGCUUUCAAGGAGUUGGAUGGUGGAGUCAGUCAACCAAAAACACAAAGUACAUUCACCGGACCGUUGACAAUUCGAAUUCAUGAGGCUGAUGGUACACCCUAUGAACAUAUCGUUAUGAUCAGAGAGAAGACAUCAAGGAUUGAAAUUCCGUAUAAUACAAAGUACAAGCGCCUCAAGCGUAAUCGGCGUAUGAAGGAACGUGCAAAUGCAGGAACCGCUAUAGAUGGUCUCGAAAAUCAUGAUGACGCUCUCAUUUAUUGUUUAGGGGAUGUACUGCAGUCACCGCAAGAUAUGCAAGAGUGGGGUUUGCGAGAUUGGGACCCGAUCACAGAAGCGAAGAUGGAAGCUGAAUCAUACGAGUGGAUCCGUGUUGACGCCGACUUUGAAUGGAUUUGCGAUAAGAAGUUCACUGGCAUGGAAGCAUACAUGUAUGUUUCCCAGCUUCAACAAGAUCGCGAUAUCUCGGCUCAAUAUGAAUCUAUGGCAUACCUUGAUAAUGCUCCUCCUCAUCCACUCGUUGCUACGUUCCUGAUUCGAACGUUAAUGGACAGGCGUUAUUUCUAUGGCAUUCGAGCAAUGGCUGCAAAAUCUCUUGCUAAGCAUGCAGUAGAGAAGGAUGUAAAAUGGAUAGGCCUUAAGCAUCUCGAAAAAGCUUACCUUGAAUUCUUUUAUUUUCCAGGUGGAAAAACGCCCAAGGCAAACGACUUUUCUGACAAGCAAGCAUACUGGAUUGAAUGCGCCAUUGUUGAGGCAGUGUCAAGGAUCAGAAGCAUGUACGAUUCUACUUGCCCCUCAACCGCGCGACGUUUCAUUUUUGACGUUCUUCGCUUCAACGACAACGGCAACAAUCCCUACUCAGACAGUUUCAAGAUUGCGAACAUUUUAAAGUCAUUGGCAGACUCUUUGAUUCCUGGUGCGAAGGGCGUCAAUAAUGACGUGCUUCAGCUUGACGACGCUGAAGAAGAUGGAGGAGAUAAGAAAGAAGAUCCAGAUUACCGAAAGCUUAUUUUGGAUGAGCUUGACAGAUAUAGUAGGAUGGAUGAGUGGAUAGAUUCUUACCAAAAUAUCUACACAAUCACAGCCAUAGAGUGUAAGCUGAAGUUGAUGAACGCUGGGGUGAUACAAGUGGAUGCACUCGACUUUGCUCAGUACUUUCAUGACGGCAGUGCUCAACGUGUGCGAAUUAAGGCUGCUUGGGCACUUGCCGACCUUGGAUUUUUGAAGAGCACUGCUGUAGCAUGUUUACUUGUGACUGCUGCGAGCACAGAUCCAUCACCCUGGGUCCGAAAGGAGCUGACAAAGGUGUUCUAUUAUGGACUGGGAGUCCUCGGACUUGGCGAAUACAAAAACAAACGAGUUGCCGCUCCUGUAGCGAAGGAUGGCUUGAUUAUCGAAGAAGCUUCCACGUCUGCACGUCAGGAACAAGCAGAGCGCAGUAACGUGAUCGGCGCACUAGCUUCUCUCAAGUUGGAAGUCGGGGGGAAUACUGACUUGAAAAAUGCCUUGUGGAAAGCUGUUCUCUCUCCCGUUAUCACAGUGGCAGAACAAAUGGAUUUUCUUCAACUCUGCACAAUGUUCUGUUACCCCAAGGAGUCUUUGACCUUGAAGCUAAGGUUACCUCGUUAUUGGAAAGUCGAGCAUCGUGGCAAGGGUCGAUUGGUCUUCAAACACACCAACAAAGUUCGGACUAACGUUCGCAAAAUCAAACCAGCCACUGUUGCUACGCCUCAUCCACCAGUAGAAUCCUCCACCGUCGCUCAACCAGUCCAAGUGCCAACGGUAGAAAGACCAUCGCUACCACUCAAGUUGAAAAUUGGUAGUUCAUCUGCUCUCAAGCUCAACAAUUCAUCUUCUAUUAAACUUGGCACCCCAUCAUCUGCCAUAAAGCUUGGGUCACCAUCUGCUAUCAAGCUUAAUAAUUCGUCCGGUCUUAAGUUUGGCAACUCAUCUGGUGGGCUUAAAAUAGGCACAUCAUCUUCUGGGGUCCCUAAGCAUUCUAGCUCAGCAUCAUCAUCAUCAUCAGCAUCAUCAUCAUCCGGAAUUCCCAAACCUUCAACUUCUUCAGGAUCAGCAUCCACAAAUCCUAAGUUUUCAGGUUCCUCGGCAUCAUCAUCUGGACUUUUUAAGCCUCCUCCAAGUUCUUCAAGUGCAUCGAAAUAUUCUAGUUCUACGCACCCUUCCUCAGGCACAUCGAAAUCUUCUGGUUCACUUAAAUUUUCUAGUUCAUCCGGUGAUAUGAAACCACCAAAACGACCUCUUCCACCUGAUAUUGCUGAGAGUUCCAAUUCUUUGCACAAGGACAAGAAACCAUAUGAGGGUUCUAGCUCGUUACAUAAAGAUAGAAAGCAUUAUGAAAUUCCAAACUCGCUACACAAGGAGAAGAAACAGAGAAAGAUGGUUAGACUCAGGAUUUCUCCAUCCAAGUUAAAAGAUAUUCUUGCGUCAACCCCCAAUCCUGCGACAAAAGCUUCACUAUCAUCCCAUCCUUCAUCCCAAUCCACUUCGAACCCAAAACGACCGUCUCCGAGACCUUCCCCAAGACCUUCAUCCGCACAACCGGUUAGGGCUAGUCCUGCCCUUUCUACCUCAUCCAGUUCUUCAACCCAUACAUCUUCCAACUUCAAGAAGUCAACCACUUCGGUUACGGGCUCAGCAGCUAUUCGAAAACCUCUCCCCGAAGGCCGAAAACCUUUACCGGAUUCGGCACAAAAUCUUUCGCAGAUACCUCCCACUCCUGCUGAUGCGCCGGCAGUACCCAAAAAACCAACCAUUAAACUCAAUUUCAAACCCAGACCCAAGCCUUCGUUCUCUUAAUAGAAUUGAAGAACAAUAUUCUUUCUUUCCUCUUUAUAUUUUCUACUUUGCUUUUUUCCUUUGGCAUCAAUUGAUCUGCAUUUAGCGAAAAGGCGUCUCGGUUAUAAAUGAUUUCGCAAAUUUGUAAAUAAGGGAGGCUGGAUUGGCUGGCUUCUUAAGAGGUGUAAACCCGGAAGGAAGGAGAACAUGGGGGCGUUUUUGUGAGAGCUUGUUUUUGCCACAUAAUCGCAAUCGAUCAUGACGAGAACGUAGAUAUCUUGGGCUUUCAUUGUCCUCUGAAUGAUUCUCUAAAAGUGUGGAUGGGAGGAUUAUAAGAUGCUGAGUAAACGUAUACUCUAAAUUAUUAGUUAGUUAAUAAAUACAGAUGAAUCAGUAUUUCAUAUUGGUUUCGUGAACUGUAUGUGAUGGGUUGGAAAAUCGAUCAGUGUUUCCGCAGUUGAAUUGCUCAAAUUUCCCUGAAAAUUUCACAGGGCGGAGGUUUGCAGGGAGUGCAGUAUAACAUAAGACGCGUUUCUCUAUUUAUCAUUUAGAUCGAGAGUCCUAAUCAAAUCACUUGCUCUUUACUUUUGGUAAAUUUUUGCCAUUGCCUUCCCACCUUCCCUGCCAUCAUCUGGAUUCGAGUCUCA